AUGAUGGCACAUAGAAAUAUUGCACCUAAAUUUUCAUCAUUAAAAUUAGUAUCAUUGAAUCAUUUAUCAGAUCAUUUUAAACAGGAUGUAAAUAAUAAUAAUAAUAAUAGUGGAUCAUCAAAUAAUAAUAAUAAUAUUCAAUCAUAUGACCAAGAAUCAAAUAUACACCAACCUCUUUUAUUAAAAUUAAAAUUUCGGGAUAAUGAAGAAUUCAAUUAUACAAUUAAAGUAACCACUGGUGAAACGGUUCAAACUACAAAGAAAUUAAUAUCAGAUAAACUUUCAAUUAAACAAUCUUUUAUUUCAUUUUAUUUAGAAGGUAAACAAAUGAUUGAUCCACUAUCAUAUAAUGAUUUUCAUCAAAUUAAAAAUCAAAAACUAGAUUCAAUUGAUAUAGAUAUAUUGAUAAUUGGUGAAUUUAAUAGAGAUGAUGUUUUGAAGUACAUUCGUGAGGAAAAUGAAGGAAUGGACUCCAUUACUACAUCAAUGUCAAAUACUUCUAUUUCUUAUACUUCUGGUACAACUUUGACAACACCUUCAACAUUAACUAAUAAUAAUAAUAACAAUAGUAACAAUAACAAUAAUAAUAAUAAUAAUAAUACUACUACUACAUGUAAUAAUAAUAAUAGUAAUAAUAAUAAUAAUAAUAAUAAUAAUAAUAAUAAUAAUAAAAAAAAUGAAGAAUCUGUCGUAACAAAUAGUUGUUCUGCACCAUCAUCUGUUAAUUCAAUGUCACCAAUAUUAAAUAGUGCAAGCUCAUCAUCUGAUAUAAGUCUUGGAGGAAGAGUUAAUGGUACCAAUAGUAAACCAAUUAUAUCAUUAAGAAGACAUAGUGUUAAUGUUCACGUUGAACAGGAGGAAUCUUCACCAUCUUCACAACCACAAACUGUAAAUAGUAGUCCUUCAUCACCAUAUAGUACUCGUAAAAUUGUAAUAAAUGGUGGUGGUUCUCCCAAUACUAAUAGUGGUAAUAACAAUAAUAAUCCAUCACCAAGUAAGCAACAACCGCCACAUUCAUUUUCAUUAAUUCCACCAAUUUGUGAAGAGACCUUUGAAUCUAACAAUAACAACAACAACAACAACAACAACAACAACAACAACAACAACAACAACAACAACAACAACAACAACAACAACAACAACAAUAGUAAUAAUAAUAAUAUAGCAUCAAUUUCACCUUUGUCAUCAUCUCCAAAUGUAUCAUCUUUAACACCUUUAUCAUCAUCACCGAAUGUAUCAACUUCAUCUUCUUUUUCAUCACCAAAACAACCAUUAUCUCCAAAGAGUAAUAAUAAUAAUAAUAAUAAUAAUAAUAAUAAUAAUAAUAAUAAUAAUAAUAAUAAUAAUAAUAAUAAUAAUAAUAAUAAUAAUAAUAAUAAUAACACUAAUAAUGUAAAUAGUAAUCAUAUAAGUAACAGCAAUAGUAACAGUAGUGGUAGCUUGUCAAUAAGCCAUCAUAAAAAGACUCAUUUAAGAAUAAAUUCAAUAACAGCUGAUUUAAGUAUGACAAGGGAAAGAGAUUCAAGUUUUUCAAGUAACCACAAUGUAAACAACAAUAACAACAACAACAACAACAACAACAACAACAACAACAACAACAACAACAACAACAACAACAAUAACAAUCCUUCAAAUGUAAAUAGCAGUAACACUACAAAUAAUUUAUUGUCUCCUACAACAUUCAGUAGAUUAGAAAUUUAUGAUAUCUCAAACCAUAAUAAUAAUAAUGAUAAUAAUAAUAAUAAUACAGGUCAUAUUUUAAUUAAUACCAAUAAUAAUUGCAAUGAAACCAUUAAUAAUGGAGUAAUAAAUUAA
This is a messenger RNA of Dictyostelium discoideum AX4, 1815 nucleotides long. RefSeq names its product ubiquitin domain-containing protein. The transcript has 2 exons. The record is from RefSeq and is a predicted model, not a curated record. The coding region runs from base 1 to 1815 and encodes 604 amino acids. Lineage: Eukaryota; Evosea; Eumycetozoa; Dictyosteliales; Dictyosteliaceae.